Molecule: messenger RNA, 2262 nt
Organism: Echinostoma caproni
Lineage: Eukaryota; Metazoa; Platyhelminthes; Trematoda; Plagiorchiida; Echinostomatidae
Source: the annotation of a GenBank genome assembly
AUGCGAAUUUCUGCAGUUUGUAGAGAUACUUCAAUGGAUGUCAUGCAUUUUAAAAACGACGCAUUCAACAUUUCUGUUGACGCAGAUGCAGAUGAUGAGGAUAAACGCCUGCAUCAGGAAUUGAAACAACUUAUCGCUGAGCAGUUUGAGAACUUCGACUUGGGCGAUGAUGCCUCUGAUUGUCCCGAUGUUUCGAACGAUGAAGGCAUCUCUGACGCCAACAGAUUUGAACUGAAUACUGAAGAAAUAGCUAGUAUAAACGCGGCUGGUAAGCUUUCAUUACUCGAAGGUGCGAUUCAGAAGUUCGGGGAUGAGGACACUCAGGCAUCUGAAGACACAUUGACGGAUCACUUACCUAUCCGUUCCACGAGAACACUGGACUGUUUCCAGUCAACUCUGCCCACCCAUGUUGCUUUCUCACAAAUACCUCAUUAUGGUUCACCUACCCAAUCAAACAAUUCAAACUCCAGUGACAAACGUAAAACCAGAGAUACCGAACGAUGGACAACAGCCCCAGGUGUGCAGAAACAUAUCGAAGCGACCAAGGCACCCACUUUGGUUAAAAAUGGUGAUUCCAGGGAACCGUACUUUGUUGAUGAGACUAUCAAUUGGGAACUGAGCCUUCCAGGAGAAGUGGGGAACGAGUUGUUUAUGUCUAUGCAGAAUGAUCUCACCACACCUAUUCCUCCCGUUCAAGCGGCCGGGCAUAAUAUUCAGGAUCCAAAUGCAAAUGCUUUGGUCGGGGAGGGCUACAGGCAGUCCAAGUCCCCUAACAUUGCAAAUCAACCAGUUCCCUCAUUUUCGUCUGAGAUGCCAAGCGGUUCUCCGUUUGGUCCAGGCCUACAAAAACCGGGAACUACAAUGUCACCCAGUGUGGCUUUCACUCAGCCAUUGGAUAUUGUUCCACAAUGGACUGCAAACGAAUCUUCCACUUCGGGAGAGCGCGAAACACUUUGUGCCAAACUUACGGCAUCCGAACAGUUGGUCCAAACACUAAGGAAUGAUCUGCAGGACCAUGCCAAUCAAAUGAGCAAGCUUCGUCUGCGCCUGAACGAAUGUGAGACUUCAAAGGAUCAGCUAAACAACGAGAUCCUUAACCUUCGUUCCACAAAUGAGUCUCUGUCUGCGCAGUUGGUGGAGUUGACCACCGGUGAUGCGCUCCGACGUGUUGAGGCACGAGAGGGGAAACUGACCGAGGCGCUUGAGCGGCGCUAUACAGUAGCCGCAGAUGAAUUGCGAGAGGAACUGACCACAGCAAAAAAACGCUUGGCGGAAAAGGAAAAAGAGAUCGCUGGUCUGCAACGACAGGUUGAGGUUUACAAGUUGGAUUUGAAUAAGGCACAGGAAAAUUUCGCUGAUUCUCUACGUCGGGCGAAUCAACAACUAGAAGAAUCACAACAACACUGCCAGAAAUUAUCCUCCUCGGCCCUUUGUUCCGAAGUAACGGCAUUGAGACAAAAAGUGGCUACCAUUGAAGUAUCAAAGAAGAUCAGUGAUGAUGUGAAUACGAUUCUACAGGAUGAGUUGCGCGAUUUGCGUGAACAGGUAGGAAUUUACGAACGUAUGCUACAAUUGGAUGAGAUUCCCGUUGACGAUCUCUGCCCAAAUGAGGACCGCAGGGAUUAUAGACCCGGGCAAUAUGAUGUGGAGGGAAACGAUCAGCUGCUAGAAACGGAUACUAUUCAUUUUUCGGACACACAUUUGGUUCAAGGACGACCAUCCUCAAGGAUGGGGAAAUGCGGCGAAGAGCUGCAUUGCUCAGAAAAAUGUACCCGACCGUCAUCGGACAACAGCCGACGACGUGCGCGCUUUGCUAAUAGUGACCCUCUUCUCGGUCCCGAACAGCAUGCGACUAUUCCGAUGGAAGUCGGGUCCGAAGAAUUUCAUUCGCUCACUCGUCAAGGUAUUUUGACGAGCACGCCGGCCCCGGCACGAUCAGUCAUGGACAGACUCAAAGCCGAAUUGGAACGAUGUUUGGCCAAUUACAAAGCCAAACGGGAACAGAUUACCAAACUUCAUGAGACGCUAUUCACUACUCGAUGCCAGUUGCAUCAUGCCACCGAGGCGGCUCAGAAAGCGGAAAAGAAUGCCACCAUGUUGCAGGAUCGUGUUCUUUCUCUCGAACGCGAAUUGGCUUCAAACCGUGAAUUGGGCGAGGCUCCCGGUCCGCGUGAAGCAGCUUUGAGCGGUCAAUUGGAUCGGCUUAAGGUGGAUUACGCUAAACUGGAAGAGGAACUACAGGUACUGUCGCAUGUUUUCUAA